Messenger RNA from Triticum aestivum (bread wheat), 1295 nucleotides. RefSeq names its product thylakoid membrane protein slr0575. The record is from RefSeq and is a predicted model, not a curated record. The transcript is spliced from 10 exons. NCBI's taxonomy places the organism in Eukaryota, Viridiplantae, Streptophyta, Magnoliopsida, Poales, Poaceae. The coding region runs from base 191 to 979 and encodes 262 amino acids.
CCUGACCUAGACGGGUGCGUGAUCCACUCUCCCAGUUUCCCCUGUCCACGAGCCGAAACCCCAGCCACCAUCUCGUUCUCAUCUCUCUGUUCCACUGAAAUUCCCGGGGAACAAACACUCACUUCCCAAGGAUAAAUCCUUGGGAUUGAUUUACACGCUAGUGGCUGUGCCGCGACGUGCGGCGAGAGACAUGUCUGUGCAGUGCACCGCAAACUUACUCCGGGCUCUUGCUGCCCUCCCGGCGCCAUUCCCCUCUCGCCGCUUGGCGAGAAAUGAAUUCCUUGUACCAUGCCGCCCGAGUCGCACCGGUGCGCUGGUCCGAGCUGCGGAUUCUUCGCCUCCUGCCGCACCCGCGUCAUCGUCCGGAGCAGCCGACGACAAGGCCGUCAUCCCCGACGAUGAGUUCACCCUCGCCAAGGUGUCUUUUGGUGUGAUUGGACUAGGGAUAGGUGGCUCCCUCUUGUCGUAUGGAUUUGGGGCGUAUUUCAAUCUUCUCCCUGGUUCGGAGUGGUCUGCUCUGAUGCUAACCUAUGGAUUUCCUCUCACAAUCAUAGGCAUGGCCUUAAAGUAUGCUGAACUGAAACCAGUGCCCUGCAUAACCUACUCUGAUGCUUUCGCUCUAAGAGAGAAGUGUGCUACCCCUAUCCUCAAGCAGGUCAGGAGUGAUGUUACACGUUAUAGAUAUGGUGAUGAGCAGCAUCUCGAUGAAGCUCUAAAGCGGAUCUUUCAAUAUGGUUUGGGUGGCGGCAUUCCAAGACGUAGUGCACCUAUAUUACAAAAGAUUCAAGAAGUAACUGAUGAUGGGAAAUACUGUUUAGUACUGGAAUUCGAAGCCAAAUCGUUGGAGCUAUCAGAUUUUGAGAAGAGGCAGCCCAAUCUUCAUCGGAUUGCCCCCCAAUACUUUGAGACGCUUUCGGCAAUGGUGUGUUGCCGAAUUUCUGUAAUUGUGCAGGGGCAACAUGAUAUGCUACGUUACUAGGCAAAAUUCACCUCCUUUUUCGGUCCUGGAAUUAAGGCUGAAAUUGGAAAAGGUGGUGACGAUCUAUAUGAAGUGCGUCUUAUCUCGGAGACCACAGAGGAAGAGUGACAGCGUUUGCAAUCCUAUUCUCUGCUAAUAUACAACAAAAUGAUAUUUAUUUCUUUUCCCCACUAAUUAUUAUAUAUAUAUAUAUAUGUAUAUAUAUAUAUUAUAUCUAAGAUAUUUUCCCCAGUGGUAGUUACCCUAUAUGUCUCAUAUACUAUCAUGUGGUACUAUAUAUACUACUUUAUCAUUUUAAAUAUAUUUAUUUAUUAUA